AUGGCAAGUGAGCGUGUGCUACGAGUGGCUUCUAUAUGGGCAAUAGACAAGAUUGGGUUACACGAGCUGCGAGAGGAGAUUAGCGUGAUCUGUCCAGACGCACAAGUGUCUUACUCUCCCGAUGACGAUAUUCUCAUCAUCAGAGGCUGUGACGAUUCCGAGAAGGAGAGUGCCGUGGUGGCCUGCAUCACUGCCUUGCUCCAAAACGACAAACAUGAAUCUUCCAGUGAAAACGCCCAGAUUUGCUCAAUUGCCCAUGCUGGUGUAGGAUGUGCCCUGGACGAGUCACAGAAGUCUCGGCGCGAUGAGAAGGAGCCUCUGGAUAAAAAGCAGGAGAUUCAAGCGCAAACCGCGACUGAAACAGUCAAUCUGUCACGGAGAUGGGUCCCUUCUCACGUUCAAGUUGCUAGCAUUCGCAACAAUUCAUAUCACCUUCUCAGCAUUGUUGCGGGAGCUACGGGAACUACAAUCAGUGUCAACGACGAUGAUCCACAAGACCCAGCUAUCAACGUAUCCGCCGAGACAGUCGAGAUGUUGGAAGAAGCAUUGCGUAGAUUGGGGAAUUUCGAGAAACUUAUGGCUGUACUUCAAACCCCCUUCCAUGCCCACAUUUGCUACUGUCCCAGCACAAAUGGGUUGCGCUUUGGAAUCGUGGAAUACGGCCAACUCAGUAAGGGUCCACUGGAACGGAUUCUUCUCGACCCCGUGUCUCCUGUUAAAAAGCUCAUCGGCAAUUUAAUCGUGCCAGUCUCCUGUCGCAUUGAUGCCUCAACGAAUACAUUCCAGAUAUCCAGCCCCCUUCGUGAUGCGGUUGGACUUCAGCACUCAUUCAGACUUGGUGACUGUCAAACUUUAAAAUGUCUUUCUGGGUUCAAGUUUCCGGCACUCGAUCAUCCUAGCCGUGAGAGAGAGAGCUCCAGCAUUGCAGCAUCGAUCCAGCCAGGCAGGCAUAUCACAGCCCUUGCUCGUACUGUGAAGCUCCCAGUCGCGGGGUCUAUGAAAAGCAGCCAAGUCAGUGCUGCUUCUGAGAAAUAUUCUAGUGCAUUGAGCACUGUCAAAGUCCCAGGCAUGAAAGUCCGUCGACCAGCUUUGCCCGGUACUACGCCGUUAAAAAGAACCCAAGCAACCUCUACAAUAGCACCUCAUCUCGCUACGCCUGAAGAGUCUGGGACAUUGAUCACUGUUAAAGACGCAAAUGACGACAAAGGCUCUGCUGAGCCGGCAGCGGCUCUAAGUCCCACAGGUUCUCGGUCUACUACCGGGAGAUCUGGCCAGCAUGGCCAUUCAUUGCUGACCACACAUCUUGGAGAUUGUGAAUCUCAGAACUCAAAAAACUCGUCAGGAAAUGUGGAUUUGGGCCAAGCGAGACAUUUACUGGGCGAUUCCAUGCCCGAUUCGCCCGGACGAACCACUCGCUCUUAUACUGGCUCGUUCCAAUCAGUCAAUUAUCAGGCAGAUUCGAACAAUCUUCCAUCGAGAUCUUUGGGAUCUAUCAAUGUAAAUGACUCGAAGAGCUUCCAGGAAGCCACAAUCCUCAUGACCGGUCAUUCCUACAGUCACCAGCAAGCCCAGAAUGUGUGUCCAAAGGUGACUGGUCACUCAUCGCAGGGACCGUCUGUGUUGCUGUCAUCGUCGAGAUCGGAACUUCUCUCGGACACGACGAAUGGCACUCGAGAAUCUUCAUGUCCACCAAGUACUGGCUCUCAAGCACAUCCACUUGCCCAAAGCCCAAAGUUCACUCGACCCGGCAAAGAAUAUCCUAACGAUUUUCACAAGGAUUCCCAGAGCAUCUGUCGACCCUCGCUAACCUUCCCAGAUCUACAUAAUCAAACGAGUGGCAGUCAGGCUGUCUUACUGCGAACCGAAAACACAUCUGAUCCAGCGUCCGGGAAUUUUGCACCAUCGCCGCGUAGCGCUCAAGAGACGAUACGGAGUUCCGACCAAGCCCAGGGAAGGCGAUGGAAUAGCCAGUCUGUAUCACUCCCCCUGUACUACGAGACAUCCAUGAAUGGCGGCUAUCCAAGCUUCUGCCAAGAUGAUAAUUACCAAACAGCGGCUCCAUCAAAAGAUGCUUAUAAUUUCCCAGCAAGCGUUGGUCUCGCUCACCCUGGACAUGGUCCUAUUUCUCAUAUUCCGCACCCAAUGCAGCCUUCUUAUGGUGGAUUCGUCCCCGAUUCCGGGCAUUCCAUGUACUGGACACCACAUCAGAGAUCCUUCGGUUUGUCGGCGCACUAUUCAGAAGCUUCAAUGCCUCCAGUCUCCAUCUGGACAUGUCCGUGUGGUAGAUCUGUUCCUGUAUCCUACUUUCCCUGGCAAUCUCGCUGGGCUGCAAAUGGGGUCAAUCAGGCUUCAGCUGCACACUACUGGUCCCCUAGCCAAAAUACCACAUCAUUUCCUCGGACAGCGCAGCCUCCUAUGGAUCUCGCCUAUCGUCAGGAACUAGGCUUAGUUCAGGGUGCUGCUAUUCCUCCUUGCGCAUACCUUGGACGUCCAGAACGCGGCUCCUCUUUGUCUGCUCAGCCAAUCUCGGCAAAAUUUGAGAAUCAAAAUCCUCCUGCCAAUCCGCCAACUAGACAUCAUGGUGCUGAGCCGAUGGUCCACGAAAGAGUCGCCAGCUUAGGGGGUGCGGGGAGAGAGUUUCACUCGGUCAUGAGACAACGUACACCUAAUCCUCCUGUGAAGGAGAAAUCGGACUCUACGGCCGGGGCAACUGAGAAACUCUCCAAAAAGCGAUGGAGGCCACUCGACAUUUCCUACAACACGACGCGUCCCGGGGGGCUCACAUCAGAAAAAUCACGUUUGCCAAAGGGGGUGACCCCUCUCCGAGAGGAUCCUAAUCUUACAAGCAAAGUAUGGCAGACCCUUGCUCCUUUAAUGGCUACUGCCCAAGUGUUCCCAGGACCCUUGAGGCUUGAAAUCCGACUCGGCACGGUCGCAAUCUUGAGGACAUCCGGAGUAACAGAGGAGGUCUUCAUGACUUACGAGGAAAUGAACGAGAUCAUCCACCCGCCGGGCUACAUUCAUGGAUCUAGCACGCUCUUUUUCGAGAGGCUCACUACUUCUCCAGCUGACAUUGACCACACACUUGAUUUCACUGCCGAAGGAGCACGUCUUCUCGAGAGUGAGCCAUGUCUACUCGGCGUGUCUUACGAGUUUCACUGUUUCUUCAGGUAUGGUGAUACUCACGUCAUUGAAGUCGACGAGACGGGUCGAUCUGCAAUUCAACAACCUCAGUUCAAAUUGGGAUCCGUGGACAUCAGCUAUCCUGAUCGUAUUUGGGACGCUGCAGCUGGCUUGUACGGCUUUAUUGGUAUCUCCCGGCCGCCUCAUUCAGCCGCAAUACAUAUCAUGGAGACUAUCACAAAGGCCAUAUGGGUGGAGCCCAACCGUUCUCUGAUUCGCCUUCGUGUUCAGAUCGACAAAUCUUCCUUUGGUAUCAAGAAAGUCUUGUUAAAACGAAAAAGUCACCAUCGCUGUGUGGCUGGUCUCUCAGCAGAGAAUGCAGCAAGUGCGCUUUAUCUUCAAGUCAUCGAAGUUCAGGAUCUGGUCAUCACACCUGAUGAGGAGAAUCCCAAUAUCAUAGAGGCCACCUGCAAGCCACUGGAUGAGAUGGUCAAACUUCAUCGACAGUGGUGGGAGAUGUCUAUCGCCAGCUCUGCGAUUAACCAUGUUCUGAGCGAUAGAUCAUCUUGCCGUGCCGGGGAAGUCAACACGUCCUGGAAACCUGUUGAUAUCCUGGGCACUCAGACUAAGAUUGAUACAGACUCGCCGCCAUCCGCGACUGCAAAGUCAAUUGGGCGCUUUGGGCUGGGCCCGCUGUUGGGCCUUGCAACUACUAUUCUUGAGAAUAUUGAUGUUGUAGGGUUUUUCAACUGUAGUUAG
Messenger RNA from Penicillium oxalicum, 3882 nucleotides. RefSeq lists its product as uncharacterized. The transcript is spliced from 6 exons. The coding region runs from base 1 to 3882 and encodes 1293 amino acids. Lineage: Eukaryota; Fungi; Ascomycota; Eurotiomycetes; Eurotiales; Aspergillaceae. The record is from RefSeq and is a predicted model, not a curated record.